UCGAUAGCGUGACUGUCUACGUUAUACAUACAUGCAUUCAUUUCAGCCGGCUAGUAUAGAAAUUGAUAAAAAUCAUUCCGGCUGACAGACUGUGCAUGCAUGAGAAAUUAAAGGCGGUUUCUUUACAACCGUUUGCUAUAAGGUGUCCCGGUUUCGUCAACCGCGUAAUAAAUAAUUGUUACUAUUAUUUUAUUGAUGCUUUUGGAAUUGACAGUACGGCGAGAAGAAACUAGGAAAUACAAGAUAAACUCCGCUCGUCCUGAUUUAAAACCAAGUGAUAUUUUCGUGUACUUUUUUGUGCGCGAGUGUGUGCGUGUGUGUUUACUAAAAACUUGCGUUAAACCGCGACUAGUGUCAACGCGACAGACUUUCAGCUGUGAGGAUCAGCUACGUCAUCACGAUCCCAAAAUGUUGGGAAAACUACGAUAUUAAGGAGCCAAAAGUCUCCUAGAAUUUCAUCAAGGAAGACCGGAGGUGCGAGACACCUUGAAAAUAGCAGAUAUGGGGGAAAUACUUGGCUCGGCAAGUUUCCUUCACAACGGAGACAUCGUCAGCCUUUACGCGGAAGGAAAUGUGUGCGGUUUUCUAUCCACUCUUGGCCUCGUAGACGACAGAUGCGUCGUGUGUCCGGAGGCUGGGGAUCUCACCAAUCCUCCGAAAAAAUUUAGAGACUGCCUCUUUAAAAUAUGCCCCUCGAAUCGUUAUUCUGCUCAAAAACAGUUCUGGAAUGCAGCUAAGCAGAGCAGUAGUUCCAGCACUGACGCUGUAUUAAUCAAGAGACUUCACCAUGCAGCGGAGAUCGAGAAAAAACAAAAUGAAAGUGAACAUAAGAAAGUUAUGGGCUCGGUGGUCGCUUAUGGUAACGUUAUUCAGCUUCUGCAUCUCAAGUCGAACAAAUUCUUGACUGUGAAUAAAAGGCUGCCAGCAUUGCUGGAAAAGAACGCGAUGCGGGUUUACUUGGACGCGAAUGGAAACGAGGGCUCCUGGUUUUACAUAACUCCGUUUUACAAGCUGAGGAGCGACGGAGACAGUGUUGUAGUCGGCGACAAAGUUAUCAUGGAGCCCGUCAAUGCUGGGAGGCAAGGAUUACACGUAGCCGCCAAUUACGAACUCAGUGAUAAUCCAGGCUGCAAGGAGGUGAAUGUUGUCAACUCGUCAACUUCGUGGAAAAUUCAACUUUUUAUGGAACACCGUGAGAAUCAGGACGAGAUAUUGAAGGGCGGCGAUGUUGUGAGGCUCUUUCACGCCGAGCAAGAAAAAUUUCUUACUAUGGACGAGUACAAGAAGAAACAACACGUCUUUCUGAGAACCACGGGAAGGACUAGCGCUACCGCUGCCACCAGCAGCAAAGCUUUGUGGGAAAUAGAGGUCGUUCAACACGAUCCUUGCAGGGGUGGCGCAGGACACUGGAACUCGUUAUUCAGGUUCAAGCAUUUAGCUACCGGACAGUAUCUUGCUGCCGAAGUGGACACGGAUGAACCACGAGAAAUGGCAUCAGGCAAGCGUGAACCAGGAGGGCAGAUUUAUCGGCUAGUAUCUGUUCCGCACAGCAACGAAAUCAGUUCGUUGUUCGAAUUGGAUCCAACCACUUUGACCCGGGGCGACAGUUUGGUGCCUCACUCGUCGUACGUUAGGCUGCAUCACAUAUGUACGAACACUUGGGUCCAUUCUACGAGUAUACCGAUUGACAAGGAUGACGAGAAACCUGUGAUGUCGAAGGUUGGAUGCGCGAUAAACAAGGAAGACAAGGAAGCCUUUGCACUUAGAUCUGUUACUCCCGUAGAAGUUCGUGACUUGGACUUUGCUAACGAUGCUUGCAAGGUUUUGGCUGCAAUGAGCGUUAAGCUGGAAAGAGGGACUAUCUCACAUAACGAGCGACGAGCUGUGACCAGUCUACUUCAAGACAUAGUAUAUUUUAUAGCUGAGCGAGAAAAUGAACAGAACAAAUCCGAGGCUUUGGAACUGAUCGUCACAAACGCUGGACGAGACAGACAAAAACUCCUCAGAGAGCAGUACAUUUUAGGACAACUGUUCAAGAUUCUUCAAGCUCCCUUUCUCGAAUCUGCUGCUGGGGAAGGACCAUUUCUUAGAAUAGAAGAGCUCAAUGAUCCCAGACACGCUCCGUAUAAAUAUAUGUUUCGAUUAUGUUAUCGUAUUCUAAGAUUAUCGCAGCAGGAUUACAGGAAAAAUCAGGAAUACAUCGCCAAGCAUUUUGCUUUCAUGCAAAAGCAAAUUGGUUACGACAUACUCGCAGAGGAUACGAUAACUGCGCUGCUGCACAACAAUCGAAAACUCCUCGAGAAGCACAUAACGGCGGCAGAAAUCGAAACGUUUGUUGGACUGGUUAGAAAGAAUAUGUACAACUGGGAAUCGCGUUUUCUCGACUACUUAUCUGAUCUCUGUAUAUCUAACAAGAAGGCUAUUGCCGUUACUCAGGAAUUGAUAUGCAAGAGCGUUCUGAGUACCAAGAAUCAAGAUAUACUCAUCGAUACUCGAAUACGGAACAUGCCUGUCGAAGUAGAAGUACCUUACGACAGAGAUGACAACGAAGAGUCACAAAUAACUAUAAUGGAAGAAUUGGAAGUUUUGCUAGCUUGGAAAAACGGGGAGAGAUCCAUGGAAACAUCCCUUGUAGAAUUGUCAAGGGAUGCAAAAAUGGGAAAUGUCGAAGCUGCCGCUAUAUUAGACUACUACAGGCAUCAGCUGAACUUGUUCAGCAACAUGUGUCUAAACAGACAAUACUUGGCUCUGAAUAAUCUGUCCCCUCAUUUGGAUAUCGAUUUGAUUUUGAAAUGCAUGGCGGACGAGGCUGUCCCGUAUCGAUUGCGAGCUUCCUUUUGUCGGCUGAUGUUGCAUCUCCAUGUCGACAGGGACCCUCAAGAGCCAGUGACACCGGUAAAAUAUGCUCGAUUAUGGUCAGAAAUACCACCGAGAAUGAGUAUAAACGACUACGAUACAAACAAAACACCGGAUCAGAACAAGGAAGCUGUUCGUGCGAAAUUCAGCUCGACCAUAAUGUUCGUCGAAGAUUAUCUCUGCAACGUAGUUGCAAAGAUGUGGUCCUUUGCCGAUCAGGAACAAAAUAGGCUGACAUUUGAGGUUGUUAAAUUGGCUCGAGAUUUGAUAUACUUUGGAUUCUACAGUUUCAGCGAUUUGUUGAGAUUGACAAAAACGUUGUUGAGUAUUUUGGACUGUGUAUCGGAGAACGAUUUCAACGAUGGAAAAAUACCUACAGGUGAAAUUCACUCUGAUUGUGAGAAUACGGAGUUGGCGGAAGAAGCUGAAGGAGGAGUUCUGCGAUGCAUCGGAGACAUGGGGGCGGUGAUGACCAGCCUGACUCUCGGUCCUGCCGGUCAGGUACUGACGGGAGCAUCCUCGCCCCGUCCGAAACCAAGCAUGAAGACAGAGUAUCCGUUGGUUAUGGAUACGAAACUGAAGAUAAUCGAGAUCCUGCAGUUCAUUCUGGACGUCCGUUUGGAUUAUAGGAUAUCCUGUCUUCUCAGUAUAUUCAAGUGUGAAUUUGACGAGACUGAGAAAACGUCAGCAGAUUUGAGCAUUCGUCAAAAAGAGAUUAACUUGGAAACAAUCGGUUCCCAAGCAGAGGGAAUAUUUGGCAGUAGCGAGGAGUGCGCAGUACUGGAUCUGGACGGUCAAGGCGGACGAACGUUUCUGCGAGUUUUGCUUCACUUAGCCAUGCAUGAUUAUCCGCCGCUAGUUUCCGGUGCUCUGCAUCUGCUCUUCAGACACUUUAGUCAGCGACAAGAAGUCCUGCAGGCUUUCAAGCAGGUCCAACUUUUGGUAUCCGACAGUGACGUCGAGUCUUAUAAACAGAUUAAAUCCGAUCUGGACGUUCUACGACAGUCUGUAGAAAAGUCAGAGCUUUGGGUUUAUAAGUCGAAAGCUACCGAGGAACAUACUAGUAAAAAGAAAAAAAACAACAAAGACGAAGAAGAGGAAAGCGCCGCACCAAGGAAAGCUCCUCCACAUUUAUCCACAACUGAUAAAAAGGGUUCCGCCAUUGAUCUAGAUGUUGGACCGCCCUUACAUCCCGAGCAAGCCGAAGAGUACAAAAAAAUUCAACAAAUAUUGAUCAGGAUGAAUAAAUUGUGCAUUCAAGCGCUUCCCGGGGGUCAGGUUAAAGCUAGGAAGCACGAGCAAAGACUUUUACGUAACGUCGGUGUGCAUACUGUCGUUUUGGACCUGCUUCAGGUUCCUUUCGACUCUAAAGAAGACGUCAGAAUGAACGAACUUAUGCGCCUCGCUCACGAUUUUCUUCAAAACUUUUGCCUGGCCAAUCAGCAGAAUCAAGCAUUGCUCCAUAAACAGCUUGACUUGUUCCUGAAUCCCGGUAUCAGGGAAGCGCAAACUGUUUGUAGUAUAUUCCAAGACAAUUCAACGCUGUGCAAUGAAGUGAAUCCCAAGGUGAUACAGCACUUUGUUCAUUGCAUUGAAACCCAUGGAAGGCACGUACAAUAUCUGAAGUUUCUACAGACUAUCGUCAAGGCUGAAAAUCAAUUUAUAAGAAAGUGCCAGGAACUCGUUAUGCAAGAGCUGGUUCAAGCUGGCGAAGAUGUCUUAGUUUUCUACAACGACAAAGCGUCGUUCAAUCAUUUUGUCGAAAUGAUGAGAUCGGAAAGGCAUCGCAUGGACGAGAGUAGUCCACUUAGGUAUCAUGUUGAAUUAGUGAGACUCUUGGCUUGCUGUACAAUGGGGAAAAAUGUGAAUACAGAAAUUAAGUGCCACAGUUUACUUCCCCUCGACGAUAUAGUUGUUAUGGUAUCGCACCAGGACUGCAUACCAGAGGUGAAGGACGCUUACAUAAACUUUUUGAACCACUGUUACAUCGAUACUGAGGUUGAAAUGAAGGAAAUCUACACCUCGAAUCAUAUGUGGUCUCUUUUUGAAAAAUCAUUCAUCGUUGACAUGGGAGUCAUUGCCGCAGCAACUCAUGAUCGACGUCAUGCUGAUAUUGCGCUAGAGAAUUAUGUUACCACUGGUUUGAUGAACGUAAUUUCGACCUUCUUCAACAGCCCGUUUUCCGAUCAGAGCACAACUGUGCAGAAACACCUCAAGGAGGCCAGACUUUUUUGGAGUUUAACGGAGUGCGAUACGAACAGUGAUAAUAACGUUGACGAUUACGUGAGUAACAUGACACGCCAGCCGAUAUUCAUACAGUUGUUACACGCCGCGUUGAAAGUAUAUCAGUGCUCUUGGCUUAAUUCUGGUCAACGAUUCAACGUUGAAAAUUGCAUAAGAAUCUUGUCGGAUGUUGCCAAAGGCAGAGGGAUCGCCAUACCGACAGACCUCGAAGGUCAGGUCGCGUCAAUAUUCAACAAGGCAGCGAUGCUGAGUAGACAAACUAGCAAGUGGCUUCAGGCUGCGAAGCAACCGAAGAUCGAACGAAGUCAAAGCCAGCAGUGGAUGAGGCUUGACCGUACCAUCAUCGAGGGACUCCAAGACAUAGUCUCUCUUCUCGAAGAACAGUUGAAGCCUCUUGUUCAAUCGGAAUUGUCAUUGCUGGUCGAUAUACUGUAUCGACCCGAGUUACUGUUUCCAGCUUCUACAGAGGCCAGGAAACGGUGCGAAAACGGCGGGUUUAUACGACGAUUAAUAAAACACACCGAAAAAUUACUCGAAGAGAAGGAAGAGAAACUUUGUGUCAAAGUCUUGCGGACGUUGCGUGAAAUGAUGGCUAUCGACACGGAGUACGGAGAGAAGGAGGAUGUGGAAAUUCCUGAAGGUCUUCUCCUUGUGGCCGAUACGGAAACGGAGUCCAACGUUGAAAACCAAUCCAAUGAUCAAUCCAACAACCGUCAUAUGACCCAGCAAGAGCGGGGUGAUAUGUUGAGGCAUAAUCUCCUGAUACGUUAUUUCGGCAAAACUUUUGUUCAAAAGCCAGAAACCGUUGAGAUCGGUGUCCCUUGCACAACAGCAGUCACCCACGGACCUGGAGCGAAAGUAUUACUUCGUGCUGGGAGAACUCUUCACGAAGUACAAAGCCAUUUGGAUAGAGAAGGGGCAUCCGAUUUGGUAGUGGAAUUGGUCAUCAAAAGCGUACAUUCACAGAGUAUUUUUGCAGAGGCUGUGGAAUUGGGGAUUGCUUUAUUGGAAGGUGGAAAUCCAAUUAUUCAAAAAAGCAUGUUCACAAAAUUGAUGGGUGGAGAUCUUAGUCAGGCCUUUUUCAAGGUUUUCUUCGACAAAAUGAAAGAAUCCCAACAGGAAAUCAAGUCUACUGUGACUGUGAACACUUCGGACAUCGCUGCGAAAGCCCACGAGGAUAAGGAACAGAGCAAGGAGAUGGAAAAGAUAUCAAGAAAACGUGGGAAACAAAAUGGUAUCGUACUGACGGACGAACAACGCGAAGAAUUGAAUCAGGCAGCAGCCUCUACAGAUCAGGCUUACGCGAGUGUUAGGAACUUGGCAUCGUCGGCCGACGAUGCUGUGCAAAAUUUGAUUCCUGGCUCUGUCGUGGAAGAUAUGCUUGAGAGGCACAAAAGCGGUAGCAGCAACAACGAGAGGGACGAGGGUCAACUUAGCGCCAAAGUAUUGGUGAUGCAACCUAUACUCAGGUUUCUUCAACUGCUCUGUGAAAAUCAUAACAGAGAACUGCAGAAUCUCCUUCGCCAUCAAAAUAACAAGACCAAUUACAACCUGGUAUCCGAGACUCUGAUGUUUCUCGACUGCAUAUGCGGUUCAACUACGGGUGGUCUUGGACUUCUUGGUCUGUACAUAAACGAGCAAAAUGUCGCUCUGAUAAAUCAGACCCUCGAAACUUUGACGGAAUAUUGUCAAGGGCCGUGUCACGACAAUCAGAACUGCAUAGCGACGCAUGAGUCGAAUGGUUUGGACAUAAUAACCGCGUUGAUUUUGAACGACAUUAAUCCUUUGGGAAAGACUCGGAUGGAUUUGGUUCUGGAGUUGAAAAAUAACGCUAGUAAAUUGCUGCUUGCUAUUAUGGAAAGCAGAGGAGACAGCGAGAAUGCCGAAAGAAUAUUGUAUAACAUGAAUCCGAGGCAGCUUGUUGACGUCGCUUGUAGGGCUUUUCAUCAGGAAUCCUUGGACGUUGAUGACGAUGCCGACGACUCGUCUACAGACGGGGAAGACGCUGUUUCUCCCAAAGAAGUUGGACACAACAUUUACAUACUUUGUCAUCAAUUGGCACAGCACAAUAAAGAAUUGUCGACUAUGUUGAAGCCCUCUGAGCACACUAAUGCCGAUCCAAAAACCAACAGGGCGCUGCAAUAUUACGCUACUCACACCGCUCAAAUUGAGAUCGUUAGACAAGACAGAACUUUAGAACAAAUAGUCUUCCCAAUACCAGAAAUUUGCGAGCUCAUAACCAUGGACACAAAACUGAGAGUAUUGAGCACCUCCGAACUUGAUGAUCAAGGUUCUAAAGUAUCGGAUUUUUUCGAAAGAACCGAAGAUAUGUUCAACGAAAUGAAAUGGCAAAAGAAACUCAGAGGACAACCAAUGCUUUUUUGGGUAAGCAGUUAUAUGUCGUUGUGGAGUAACAUACUGUUCAACUGUGCUGUCUUUAUCAAUGUAAUUGUGGCACUUUUUUAUCCAUUUGUCGACUCCGUACCUGAGCUGAGUGCACAUUUGUCGGGGCUCAUUUGGACGGUGAUGUUAUCCUUUGCGGUUAUCGUCGUUACUCUGCCAAGAGAGUCAGUAAUUUGGACAUUUGUUGCCGCGACGAUAUUUCGUUUAAUAUAUUCUGUAGGACCUGAGCCGACAUUAUGGUUGUUAGGAUUCUUAACUGUUCUUCUGAAAAUAAUACAUUUAAUAAGCAUAAUAGGAAAUCAAGGAACUCUCAGCAAGAGCAUAGACCAGAUAGUAACGAAUGGCGAGCUACUUUAUCAUUUGUCGUAUCUGAUUUUCUGUGUUCUUGGUAUCGCCAUGCAUCCCUUCUUCUUCUCAGUUUUGCUAUUUGAUGUUGUGUAUCGUGAAGAAACAUUGCUCAAUGUAAUCAAGUCGGUUACGCGAAACGGACGGUCUAUCAUUCUAACUGCAGUUCUAGCUUUGAUACUUGUUUACAUGUUCUCAAUCAUUGGCUACAUGUUUUUCAAGGACGACUUUUUGGUCAGCAUUGACGAAGAGAUUAUUUCUGCAUCUAACGAAGAUAUUUCUGGAACGUGCAAAUCAAAUGACACCAAAGACUGUGUAGCGACGGAAACAGUCUCUCGUUACACAGAAGAAGGAAAUAACGAAGUGUCUAGGAAGGUAGAAGUUGUUAAUGUAGGCGGAGAGGCAAAGGAACGAGCCUGUGAUUCUCUGUUGAUGUGCAUCGUGACGACUCUAAAUCAAGGUUUAAGGAAUGGCGGGGGUAUAGGAGAUAUAUUGAGAGCUCCGUCAAGCGCGGAAGCUUUAUUCGUUCCGAGAGUUGUGUACGAUCUUCUCUUCUUCUUCAUCGUAAUUAUUAUCGUACUGAAUUUAAUAUUUGGUGUGAUCAUCGAUACUUUUGCCGAUCUUAGAUCGGAGAAACAGCAAAAAGAACUGAUACUCAAAAGCACGUGCUUCAUUUGUGGAUUGAACAGAUCGGCCUUUGACAACAAGACCGUUUCAUUUGAGGAACACGUAAAGCACGAGCACAACAUGUGGCAUUACCUUUAUUUCAUAGUAUUGGUGAAAGUGAAAGACCCGACGGAGUUUACAGGUCCUGAAUCGUACGUGUACGCGAUGGUCAAGGAUCGUAAUCUUGAAUGGUUUCCACGACUGAGAGCCAAGUCUCUGGCCGCUGAUGAAGGGGAAGGUGAACAAGUAGAGCUCAGAAGUUUACAGUCUCAACUUGAGUCGACUCAACAUUUGGUCAAAUGUUUAUCUCAGCAACUAACUGAGCUUCGUGAUCAAAUGACCGAACAACGAAAGCAGAGGCAACGCCAGGGCUUGUUGAAUUCAUCUGCAAUAUUGCACAGCAUGCCCAUGUAAACGUCUGAGCAAUAUGUUUAAUAAAGACUGUGAAAUCGCGAUAACAUCAACAGAAGGAUGAAAUUGGAAGAAAAAAAAUACAGAAAAGUUGAAAGAAAAUUAUAUCAACCGAAUCGCGAACGGCUGGUAUAAACGGAAUUAAAAACGGUUUCUGUUCCUAAUCAGUGGAAGCAUUUCUUUACUAUUAUUACUUUCCGAUGGGUCGCUGGAACCUUAUUUUUAUUACCUGUUGCAUUUGAAAUUUAUAGAAUUUUAGCGUUGGCAUAAUCUCUAGAAGGAUCAUAAUUUCUUAUUACAUAAGUUCGUAGUAUACGAAUGCAUGAUACUCUUGCAGAAUUGCCUCUUGAUCGGAUAGUUUCCAAACUCAAAUAUGCCUGUAAAAAACGAUUUACAUAUUCGAAAACUACGAUAUUUUUAUU
Molecule: messenger RNA, 9347 nt
Organism: Diprion similis
Lineage: Eukaryota; Metazoa; Arthropoda; Insecta; Hymenoptera; Diprionidae
Gene: Itpr
Product: inositol 1,4,5-trisphosphate receptor
Exons: 47
Coding region: 502-8928 (2808 amino acids)
Biological process (GO): calcium ion transmembrane transport
Cellular component (GO): endoplasmic reticulum; membrane
Molecular function (GO): inositol 1,4,5-trisphosphate-gated calcium channel activity; inositol 1,4,5 trisphosphate binding
Source: RefSeq, a predicted model, not a curated record